This is a messenger RNA of Photinus pyralis (common eastern firefly), 1915 nucleotides long. RefSeq names its product cytochrome P450 6k1-like. Lineage: Eukaryota; Metazoa; Arthropoda; Insecta; Coleoptera; Lampyridae. The transcript is spliced from 5 exons. The record is from RefSeq and is a predicted model, not a curated record. The coding region runs from base 318 to 1811 and encodes 497 amino acids. Gene Ontology annotation, molecular function: heme binding; iron ion binding; monooxygenase activity.
UAUGCAUGGUGUGUUUGUAAUUCUAUUUUAAUUUACUUAUUGGCACGAAUUAUGUUCGAUUGUCUUACUUAUAUAAUAAGUAACAGAAAACAUUUUAGGAAGUAAGUUUUUUGAAAACUUAAAGAAAUGUGUUUGCUGUAUAUUUUGGACACCAACCGCUAGAGUGCUUGAAAUAGCUCUUUACUUAACCACACAAGUAGAUAAUCAAAUGACGCAGCAUCAUAUAAAUAAUUUCUAGUUUGGUAUCAGUUAGUUGCGAUUUUGUAGGGUUGUUCGACGCUCCGACAUCUUAGUAUUCUGAUUUCACGUAAUUGGCAAUGUGGAUUACUUUCGCAUUCCUUCUCACAUUAUGUCUCACAGUGUACUUUUACUUCCGACAUCGCUACAGAUAUUGGAAAAAUAGAAAUAUACCGUUCAUAGUGCCCAAAUUAAUAGUGGGAAACAUCGUCGAAAUAUUCAUGGGAAAAUAUUCGCCGGCAAAGUACGUCGCCCACCUAUGCAACGAACGCGAAGGACCGUACGUCGGAUUUUUCAUUUUGCACAAGCCAUACCUGGCAAUCAAAGACCCCGGUAUUAUUAAAAGAAUACUCGUUAGAGAUUUCCAAAAGUUUCCCGACAAAAUCUUCAUAAACGACAAAUCUAUUGAUCCCACGUUUAGUAACUCACUGCUGAGCUUGGGAAACGCGCAAUGGAGGACGGUUAGAACAAGAUUAUCUCGCAUCUUCAGCCCAGCUAAGGUAAAAGCAAUGCAAGUUUACACAGAGAGAUGUGCCAAAUCGUUACGCUUGUACAUCGAUGGUCAAUUAAACGAACGGCUGAAUUUGAAGGAUUUAACCACCAGGUUUUCCACGGAGGUGGUCUUUUCAUGCGUGUUUGGAGUAAACUCGAAUUGUUUUAAAGAAAAGCAGAGCAUGUGCAAUGACUACGCUCAUAAGAUAUUCCCGAAAGCUUACGUGGGUCUGUUCAAAGGAUUUUCGUAUAUUUUUCUCCCUCAACUUGUUAAAAUAUUUAAGUACCAGUUUUUUGAUCCGACCGCAUGUGAUUUCUUUCAAAACGUAUUUUCUGAUACAAUAAAGCAUAGAGAGAUUUCGGGGGUUAGAAGAAACGAUCUUGUGGAUAUACUGAUUGAUAUCAAAAACCAAAGUGGCUCUCUUGAUAACAACGCAUUGUUGGCGCAAGCAAUUGCUUUCCUCGGCGUCGGUCAUGAGACUAUUAGUGCCAUCAUUUCAUUGACGAUAUACGAACUGUGCAUUAAUCAGGAUAUACAAAAUCGUAUACGCGAGGAGAUUGAGACAGUUGUGGGAGAAGAUGAUGUUACAUCACACACAAUCGACAAUUUGAAAUUUCUGAAUAUGGUCGUGUGCGAAAGCCUACGAAAGUAUCCAGUAAUUCCAUUCAUACAACGCAAAUGUGUUGAGGACUAUUUCAUUCCUGAAACAGGUGCCGUUUUGGAAAGGGGUACGUCCAUUAUCAUACCAACCCAUUGGUUGCAUUAUAAUCCGGAAUUCUUUAAUGAUCCCUAUAAAUACAAUCCUGAUAGAUUCAAUGGAGACACCUCAAUCCCGAUCGACCCGUUCGUAUAUCUACCAUUCAGUACUGGUCCUAGAGCUUGUUUGGGAAGACGAUUCGCAUUGAUGAGCAUAAAAGUUUGCCUUAUAUACCUCAUUAGGGCCUUUAAAAUUGAAAGGGAUGCUGCUACGAAAGGUCAGCUAAACUUUGGGGCUGCGCAUGCGUUGGAUCCAAAGGAAGGUAUUCCUGUAAGGUUCCAGAGAAUAGAACAGAGUUAUGCAGGAACGCUGAACAAACACUGAGUUGCUGUUAGCAAAACAGCUUUAUUAAUAGACGUUCGGGUGUAAUUAAUAAGCCGUACAAUGUAAAGACAUUUUAUAGAAUAGACGAAUAUUAUGUAACAGGU